This is a messenger RNA of Sinocyclocheilus grahami, 859 nucleotides long. RefSeq names its product tRNA (adenine(37)-N6)-methyltransferase-like. The transcript is spliced from 2 exons. Lineage: Eukaryota; Metazoa; Chordata; Actinopteri; Cypriniformes; Cyprinidae. The record is from RefSeq and is a predicted model, not a curated record. The annotation marks the transcript as partial.
CAAUAUAGUAAUCCUUUAUCAUUUGAUUUUCAAGGGGAUACACUUCACUUGUCAGGCGUUGAUAUUAUCGCUGGAACACCUGUGCUAGACAUCAAACCAUAUAUUCCAGACUACGAUUCUCCAAAAACAAGAAGAGAUGAUACCAACAGUGAAUAUAGACAAACAUCACCAUUCACAGACUCUCAGAUGCCCCAAGUGAUGGAUCUAGAUGAAGAACCAAACAUCUCAGGGACAUCAUCUGAACCCUCCUCAGUGCUCAGAGUUUGUCCAGCUGGACCUUCAGAUUUCUCUCAGUCAGAAAGGUCUGGAUCCAGUGAUGUGACUGAUGUGUUAGCAGAGGUUAAAAACUAUGUCAAACAACAGCAGCUUUUCACUGAAUGUCCAGAAGACAAACAGACAGAUUCUCCUGAAUGCACUUCAUUGUCAACCAACCAUUUAAGUUCAUCCAGUCUUAAAUUUGGAUGUGAGGACUACAGUACUAUCGCUGCCUGGGUCAGGGCACCUCCUGUCAGUAACCUAGACGUGCGGUUUACUGCCAAUGCUGAGAAAGAGCUCAAAGAGUUUGUUUCCUGCAACAGUACAGACCGCACAAGACCAAAGUUCCAGUUCUUGAAAGGACCAGAAGAAGCAGUGGCAGCCAUCAAAGGCAUUCUGUCAGCUGACCCUAGAUCAGUAUAUCGUCGCACGCGUUGUCAAGACCGCCUGUUCUUCUUCACCCUGGAUACAGCUGACAUCACCUGCUGGUUUGGAGAUGGUUUUGCUGAGGUUGUGAGAGUCAAACCUAUGGAGAGUUAAGAACUCAAUGUUGUCUGAGAUUUCUGUCAAAUUCCCGCAAUUUCAAGAAUAAAUACUGAGAUAG